AUGUGGUUAGAGACACACUGGAAGAACAUCCGCCAAGCCUUGUUGCUUCUUUUCACUGCUGCUCUUCUCAUUGGGGUCACCCUGUUGGCCAUUUCAUCUAACAUCAAUCCAGUAGGCUAUUUCUUCCUAGGGGUAGGGGGAGUGUGCCUGAUUGGGUAUUUGCUGACUGUGUUUGUCGAGUGUUACCUGAGGAAUUGGCACCGGCGUGACGCAAAUGAAACAACUCCAAACAGGCAAAGCCAGGCAGGGGUGAACGCUGCCUAUGAAGCACCCACCUAUGAGGAGGUGAUGACCAUGUCAGUUCCAGCAAUAUGGACAAUUGCAUCCAAUCCAGGCUCAGUGCCCUCACCACUGAAUGAGCCUCCUCCUUACAACGUCGUUAUUGAAUCAACUGCCCACGAAGAUACUAUAGUGGAGGCUCUCAGGGUGUCAGUGGCAUCGGACAUAAGAGGCACCUUGGAGACAGACAGAGGCUCCAGGAUGCAGCUGCAGCUGGUGCUGCCCCCAAGACCGCAGCGGAUUGUUUCAGACAUUCAUGAAGUGAAAGGUAUUGAAGACAGGUUUGAGCCACUGGAGCCACUCACCCCACCACCUGCUUAUGAGAGUGUCGUCAAUGAUGAGGUCUUUGAAGAUGGUUUCCAACCCUCCGUAUUAUGA
Molecule: messenger RNA, 657 nt
Organism: Apaloderma vittatum (bar-tailed trogon)
Lineage: Eukaryota; Metazoa; Chordata; Aves; Trogoniformes; Trogonidae
Gene: TMEM139
Product: transmembrane protein 139
Exons: 2
Coding region: 1-657 (218 amino acids)
Source: RefSeq, a predicted model, not a curated record